UCUGGUCGAACAGUGCAAUUUCAUGGUAAUAAUACAAUUGUCGCAGUAUCUCUAGAGAGAAAUUGAUCGCAUAAAUAUUUGAUGAGAAGUUGGUUGAAAUGAACGCGUUUGGUUCUCAUGGCAAAUUAUUACACAAUUUGGUGUAAAUGAUUAUAAAUGAUAAAAUUUACGUUUAACAUUUUUUUUCUUUAAAAGAAAGAAGAUCAGUAUAUUUAAUCGAACAGUAAAGGAAAGACGGAAUAAGAGAAUUUGUCCAUGUCUUCGAAUCUCACAGUAAAAUUUUGGUGAUCGCAGAGAAAUGACACGUAUUUCUCAAUAUUGUAAUCUCAAUAAAAUCCUACUGCUUGCUCUCGGAUUUUGGCCUUAUAAACAAUCUAAAUUAACUCGAUUUCACUGCAAUAUUUUUCGUGUUAUUUUAUCAACGGGUAUUGUAUUUCAGAUAACACCAUUGAUAACAUUAAAAUGUACUUCUGAACUCGUUAUCAAGGUGCUGUCUUCCGUAUCUUUGUGUACAAUGUUUUUAAUUCAAUAUCAUUCAUACUAUCUUAAUAUUGAAGUUGUAAAAAAUUUACUAAUACAGCUUGAACAUAUACAUAAUAAGUUAAAGGAUAAAAACGAAAUUGCUAUUGUAUACAAAUAUAGUUGCAUUGGCAAACGCUAUACGAUUGCACUUACGGCAAUUGGAUUUUGUGGAAUACUUGUUCUUAGUACAAGUCAAAUCUGGUUGAAUUUAAAUGAUACUAAUUUAUCAAUAAUGAAUGUAUCUGGACCACAUUAUUUCUUUGUUAUGGAAUACUUUAUUGAUCAGAAAAAAUAUUUUUAUUUAAUUCUACUACACGCUUGCGCAGUAUUAUACAUCGGGGGAACUGUACUGUUAGCAAUAGGCACAAUACUUAUUACAUAUAUUGAGCAUACCUGUGGAAUGUUUAAAAUUGCUAGUUAUCGCAUCGAGCAUGCAGUAAACAUGGAUCUACAAAAUACUACGCUAAAAAGUAAGAUAUUGAUGACUGAAGGCAUAAUUUGUGCUGUACACAUUCACCGGCAAGCUAUAAAAUUGUCCAAACGUAUAUUGUCCACGUUUGAAGCAAUGAUAUCUUGUUUCACGGGAUGUGUUGUAAUUUGCUUCAGCCUCAACUUGUUUCAACUUUUUCAAAUAACAUCAUUUAAAAAUAAUGUGCACGAAUUUAUAUUGCAUUUUACAUACGCAACUAUAAGCAUAUUACACAUGUUUAUAGCCAACUAUAUCGGACAGAGUGUAAUCGACCACAAUAAUCACGUAUACAUUGCUGCGUACAACGUUCAGUGGUAUAGAACUCCUUUACAUAUUCAGAGAAUGGUAUUAUUUUUGUUGCAAAGAGGAGCAAUUCAACAUACUUUAAAUAUUGGUGGAUUAUUUGAUGCGUCCAUAGAAGGUUUUGCCACGGUAAUAUGUUUGUAUAACAUUUUGGAAUUAUCUAUGAAUUAUAUAAUUAGAAAGAAUUUUUAAUUUCAGCUAAUAAGAGCUUCUAUAUCUUAUUUUACACUCAUUAAUUCUGUACAGUAAGAAGAUAAACAUUAAUUUAUUAUUUAUGAUUACGGUAUAUUUAAUGAAGAAAUUGUAGCAUUUGCACUUAGAAAAUAGUGUUUACUUUUUUUAUAUAUAGUAUUAAAUUUUCCUACAUUUUUUUUGCUACAGAAGAAAGUUAAUGUUACUUAAAUUAAGACAUUUUGUAUGCAAGGCUUUAAAAUCAUUGUGCUGUCUUCACAUGUGAAUAAAGCAUGUUUAAAUAUUUUAUAUUACCAUUAAAA
This is a messenger RNA of Solenopsis invicta (red fire ant), 1788 nucleotides long. RefSeq lists its product as uncharacterized. Gene Ontology annotation, cellular component: plasma membrane. Gene Ontology annotation, biological process: detection of chemical stimulus involved in sensory perception of smell; sensory perception of smell. The record is from RefSeq and is a predicted model, not a curated record. The transcript has 8 exons. Gene Ontology annotation, molecular function: odorant binding; olfactory receptor activity. NCBI's taxonomy places the organism in Eukaryota, Metazoa, Arthropoda, Insecta, Hymenoptera, Formicidae. Bases 299 to 1486 code for a protein of 395 amino acids.